GCGUUACAGCAGUACUGUCGGUCCAUGGAGAAGGUAAACAAGGUUGAAAAAGCCUUCAGUGAUAACUGAUAAUUUAAUACAUUGACGGUAUGUCUUAUAGUUACGCUUAAGCUCGGCUGUUGGUAUGAAGAUGUUUACCUGGAGCAUGCAGUGAUUACAAUGUCGUGACAUUCUGCAAUGAAGACAGCAGGAAGAGUUCACUGGUUUAAAUGGGACAUUUCUUGGGAUCAUUAACCCUGACGGAUUUGUUGCAAUGGGACCCAUUCUACAAGAACGAACCACAUCGACAAUCCUGAAGAAGGUACCAGUUAAAGAGAAGGUUAGAGUGAAAAAUUCAGAAAAUACUGCGAUUGAUACCAGCAACAAUAAAACAGCAAGCGAAGUCAGUCAAACCCAGAAACCUCAGAAGAAAACAAGCUCGUUGCAUAAGAAUGUCAUUUCAAGGCAGGACAUGGAGCCCAUGCACAGAGCUGAAAUUAAGGUCCAACACAGCAACCGAACAAAGCAUGUCAAGAGCCCUAACACUGGUACAUACAAGAUGCUCCAUACACAGUUUGAAGCUGAUGUAAAGCAUCCAAGGUCCAAGCCAUCUCCAUCAGAAUGGGAAGAGAAGAGGCAGAAGGUGCAGCACCAGUCCCCAUGCUGCAUUCAGGUUGAGCAAAACUAUGCAGCCCGAGAAAAGAGCCGGCGUGCUUUAUCACUUCCGCUGGCUCCUCAUCAGAUCCGCUUGCCCGAGACUGUCCGAGACCUUGGGUCCCUGCACCUCCUGGAGCACAAAGAGGAUGACACAGACAGUGCCAGUGACCUGUCCGAUUCAGAGAGGCUCCCUGUGCUGCCUUCUCCCUGCACCCCUCCUCAGCUCAAUCUCAGAGCAGAAAUCGUUGACUCAUUGGACCUGCAUCCACAUAUCCCAGGCCCCAGGCCAGUACAAACAGAAAGUGAUGCCUACAAUUAUCCUGAUUUCCUACCUCCACCUUUCAACACCUGGAGCCUGAGGCAACUUGCCAUCUUCUUGAACACGGAGGGGAAACAUGCACCGCGUCCCAAACCAGUUGGCCAGCUUGAGGUGUUCCUGGAACGUUUACUGCAGCUAGAGUGGCGCCAGAUCCAGACCAUUCAGAAUGAGAGCAGCCAACCCACGGCAACCAGUGUACGUUCUAGAGUUCGUGCCCCUAAUGGCCCACAAAUAUCCAGCCUUAAUCGGCCUCACACUGCACCGCCUACUCGCCUCAGCUCCCCCAAAAGCAUGCGCCAGAGUCAGCGCCCUUUCCCUUUAACUCUCCUAUCAUCCCUGGGCAGCCAAUCAUCAUGCCAGCUCUCUCGCUGCCUCUACUGCCAUGUACGCUACCCACUGUGCAAUGGUAGCUGUUCUUCAUAUACCUACCAGCGGCAUUCCCGCCUCAGUCCGCUGCUGGAGCGCAAAACUUCACCCAGCAUUACGCACAAAAGAAGCAAUAGUGAAAGUAGGGCUUCAGCCUUGGAAAACAAAGCGAUGGGUCGACCUCACUGUCCUGUAAGCCCAAAAAUCCACCAAAAACAAAUGGAGGCUGUUGGAAAUCUGCAAAACGUUUCUCAGGAGCUGAGUAUGAAGAGCAAAAGACAACCUUCAGCCUGGAAAGGGCACAAUGGGAAGGCUGCUGAAGCAGAGAGUCCCAAAGAUCCACCUGUGGGAGCAAGAAGUGCACUUGACAAACGUGUUGUUGCUGCUAAUAAACGAGACAUCCGUCUUUCAGGAAGGAGGGAACAAAAAGAAGGGCAGCGGACAGAGAUUGGGGGCGGUGGUGCAAUGGCUGGGGUUAAAAGAGUGGUCAGUGAAAAUAACAACAUUAAAGGGAGCAGGGCAGAUAGAAAGCUAAAAAAUGCCCACUUGUCCAAAUAAAAGGAUUACAAUAUAAUCAUCAAAAACUUAACAGCCUGAGUACACAAUAUGUGUCACAGUAGGCAUUUAGCUGCAAAAUAAUAUUUUGCAUUGUAUUUAUUACUUUAGUAGUGUUUUUUUUUUUUUUUUUUAAAUAGCGGCUGAAUUUUGUGUCAGUUUUGAAAGAUGUAAUUGUUCAGUUUUAUAAGUUUAUCCUUUGUUUUGCAAAUGAAGGUUAUUUAUUUAAUAUGUGAAAUUUUUAAUAAAUUUUAUUUGGACGUAAGUCCUGGAUAAAGACAGUUCUUGUAAAUGUUUUCCUAAAAUCUUAAUUUACACUUAAGGCCUAUACAUGAUAAAUCUGAUUAAGAUGUGAACAUUAGUGUUGAAGUCAUUUCUGCUAUCCUGUUGCCAGCAACCUGUAAUUUAAAGUUUGUUUGGACCUAAUAUAGUACUAAGAUAUAUUAAAGAAUGUAUAUUUUUGACAUGAAUAAUGAAUGUUUUGUAAUGGCUAUAUGUAUUUUUGUAAUGUCUUGUAUAGAAGGGCUUUUCUCUGUUGAAUUUAAGCAAUCGUUUUUUGCUAUUUUGUCCGUCUUUGUCUUAUUUAUUGCCCUUUGGUACUUGUUAAACAACAUGUGUAUAUAUUGCCUGAUCAUGUAUAUUUGGGGCACUCUGUAUUUUGAGCAAUAUCUCGUAUUAGCUAGCUGGAGUUUAAUGUUCUGUUGUGGUAUGUUAAGGAGAUGCAGUUGUUUAUGUAUGUUCUACAACCCCAAUUCCAAAAAAGUUGGGAUGCUGUGUAAAGCAUAAAUAAAAACAGAAUACAAAUCCU
This is a messenger RNA of Neoarius graeffei (lesser salmon catfish), 2684 nucleotides long. It is a transcript of the gene fam217ba, whose product is annotated as family with sequence similarity 217 member Ba. The record is from RefSeq and is a predicted model, not a curated record. The transcript is spliced from 5 exons. The coding region runs from base 254 to 1879 and encodes 541 amino acids. NCBI's taxonomy places the organism in Eukaryota, Metazoa, Chordata, Actinopteri, Siluriformes, Ariidae.